Molecule: messenger RNA, 993 nt
Organism: Tuber melanosporum (Perigord truffle)
Lineage: Eukaryota; Fungi; Ascomycota; Pezizomycetes; Pezizales; Tuberaceae
Exons: 5
Coding region: 232-993 (253 amino acids)
Source: RefSeq, a predicted model, not a curated record
CAGGUACAAACGGUGUUUCUUUGCCGCAAGAUUGCUGGCGGCUUUAGUAUAUUCUCUUUGUCCUGAUCAUACAAUUUUUCCUCAUCAUCACCAUCAAACGUCGCUACGAUUGACUUCCGUAUCUUCUUUCUGUUCGGUUUGGAGGAGAGCUACCGGCAGUCUAGUUACUCGCUUCACCUCGUUGAAGGGAAGGGAUAGAGUAGCUUUCCUCAUUUAUUCGCUUAAUAAAAUAUGGAGUAUAUCCGGGAUUUUAAGGUCGAGAACGUGACCAUCCUACAUCAUGGGCAGCCGACAGUUGGGACCCUCCACCUUACUCCCCACCAUCUCAUCUUCCGGAUAGAUCCCGAAGCUGAAUCAUCCUCUCAAUCCCAAGCCCCACCCGCACAAACAAAGCCAGCAAAGCGGCCCCGGGAAAUCUGGAUCACAUAUCCUGUCGUUUCUACACUCUUUCGGCAUCCAGCGAGUGCCGCUUCACCGGCCCACUUGCGGCUACGGAAUCGGGACUUUUCCUUCCUUACUUUCCAGUUCAAGACGGAACGGGAGUGCAGAGAUGUUUUCGAGUCGAUCAAAGCUCUUACAAUUGUCAAAGGGGUAGAAAGCCUUUACGCUUACUCUUACGCCCCAGGCUCUAUCGAGAAGAAAUUUAACGGGUGGAAGAUAUACAAUCCCCUCAAGGAAUACGAGAGGAUGGGUAUUGGUACCGAGAAAUGCAAAGGGUGGAGAAUGUCAAAAAUCAAUAAGGAUUUCGCUUUCUCUCCAACAUACCCUGCAUUGUUGGUUGUUCCAGCCACAAUAAGUGAUACGACCUUAAGCCAUGCCAAGAACUACCGGUCUAGGGCGAGAAUACCCGCCUUAACUUAUAUCCACCCUCUCAACAACUGCUCUAUAACCAGGUGUUCACAGCCGUUAACGGGUGUCCGUGGGAACCGUAGCAUACAGGAUGAGAAGCUCAACCCCCUCCAAAAAUAUACGGGGCGCAACAAAACAAUCUGA